Canis lupus familiaris (dog) is the source of this 3090-nucleotide messenger RNA. RefSeq names its product leucine rich repeat containing 20 (gene LRRC20). The record is from RefSeq and is a predicted model, not a curated record. Lineage: Eukaryota; Metazoa; Chordata; Mammalia; Carnivora; Canidae. Bases 162 to 716 code for a protein of 184 amino acids. Gene Ontology annotation, molecular function: protein binding. The transcript is spliced from 5 exons.
CGCCCCGCCCCGCUCCGGCGCGAGGCUGUUGCAUGGGCGCCGCCGGCGGCGGAGGGAGCGUGAGUGCGCUGCGCAGGGCGCUGGGAGGCUUUGUCGCUGCACAGGCCCCCUUGUGAGCAGCAGACCGGCCUGGUGGCUGGCAGCAGGACCCCCUCGCCUGCAUGCUGAAGAAGAUGGGUGAGGCUGUGGCCAGAGUUGCAAGGAAGGUCAACGAGACCGUGGAGAGCGGCUCUGAUACCCUGGACCUGGCCGAGUGCAAGCUGGUUUCCUUCCCCAUUGGCAUCUACAAGGUCUUGCGGAACGUCACUGACCAGAUCCACCUCAUCACGCUGGCCAACAACGAGCUCAAGUCCCUCACCAGCAAGUUUAUGACCACAUUUUGUCAGCUCCGAGAGCUCCACCUGGAAGGGAACUUCCUGCACCGCCUCCCCAACGAGGUCAGCACCCUGCGGCACCUCCAGGCCAUCGACCUCUCCCGGAACCAGUUCCGUGACUUCCCUGAGCAGCUCACCACCCUGCCAGCACUGGAGACCAUCAACCUGGAAGAGAACAACAUCGUGGAUGUGCCCGUGGAGAAGCUGGCCGCCAUGCCCGCCUUGCGCAGCAUCAACCUCCGCUUCAACCCCCUGAGCGCUGAGGUGCGCGUCAUCGCUCCGCCACUCAUCAAGUUUGACAUGCUCAUGUCUCCUGAGGGCGCCCGGGCCCCCCCACCUUAGGCCUCCCUCCUCAUGCCCACCCAGCAAGGGACAGAGGCCACCUGAGCUGGCACCCUGAGGGGAGGGCAUCCCACAGGCCCAUGGGAGGCCAAGCCUGGGGGGGUGGCUGGGGGCGGGUGGGCCAAAGAGCACACGUGGUGGGAGGGGGUGCAGCUGGUCCGAGAUAGAUAGCUUAGAGCAGUAGGGGGCCCAGGAGGAGGGGGCCAGGUGGGGCCAGAGCCCGGAUGCUGGGCACGCACAGUUUCUGUUCACAUUUGGGCAGACCCCCACCCUCUCCGAGCCUUGUUAUUUGGGAAAAGGGGCAGUGGGGGUGGGGGGGCUUUGCCUCCUUUGAGCUCCUUGGAGGCUUUUUGGGCAACACAUGCCUUCAAGUUACCUUCAAACCAUCAGGCACCAUCUGAGCUCACAGAUGGCCAUUGCCAAGCGCUUUCUGGGCCACUGUGGGGUUCGAGGCCUUGUUUCUGGUGCCGAAAGCCAGCCACUGGCCUGAGAGGAAUAGAAGACAACCUCCAUCUGUUUAUUGCUUCCUGAGGAUUGACCCGCAUGAGGCCUUCUACCGGGACCCAUCCUCGGCCCUGUGGGUCUCUGGAUUGGCAGGAGCCUGAACCAGCAGUUGUGGGAAAGUUAUGGAGAGAGUGUGGCCCUGUGCUCUAGCCAGGGCUGAGAAGGUUUAUAGAGGAGCCCAAGGCCCAUCAGGCCAGGAAACCAGAGGAGCAAAUCAGGUCGGCUCUGUCCUUCCUCAAGAUGAAGAUAUCAGCGGGGUAAAGAGUUCUGAGUGUGCCUCAGGACAGACCAGGUGUGCCUGCAUCACCCCUUGAGCCGAGGGAGAGGUGGCCCAAGAGAAGCAAAGCCGACUGUGCCUAUGGCUCUGGGACAGGUGAUUGGCCGCAGCCUGGCUGCCUCCUCAUUGGUCCAGCUGGGGGCACUUUGGACCAUUGGAUUUGUGGCUGGCCAGCUCCCAAGCCUCCACCCAAAGCCCUGAUGACCUAGUCAUUUCUGGGCCCUCCAUCUGGAGUCUGGGAUGUGGCCAGGCCAUGGGGCUACCAACCAACCCCAUUCAACUGGGAUGACUGAGGGUUUCCCAGGACACAGGACCUCAGUGCUCCCACUGGGACAGUACCUGGCAAACUGGGACAACUGGUUUCCUACGAGGAAAGGGCCUAGGGUUCUUGCUUUCUGAUAAUAUCUGUGGGUUUGGAGAACUCCUGACUUCUUGAUCCCUCCAAGUAUCCACCUCCCACCUUCUCAUCUGUGGAGCAAGCGGACUCAGAGCCCAGAACCCACCUGGCUUGGACCUUUGUCUUGGUCUGUGGGAGACACCUGAGGCCCCAGGACAUGAGAGACAGGCCAGGCCACCCAACCCUACAUCCAUGCACCAGUAGCCACUCUUCUACUCCCAGGGUUAAGCCUCUCCCAGCCCAGACCCUUAUCAGAAUGCUGUGUUCCUUCUCUCCUCCCCAGCCCUGGAGCCUGCCCCUGCCCAGACGCCUUGUCUCUUGGCAAGGACCAACAGGUUGGACCAUUGGUUGGCCCAUCACUGCUCAGUGCCCCAAGAGAUGCUGUAUUUACUCUCUUGUGUCAUAAGGCCUGGUUCACCAAGCUCUGGGAAAGGGCUUUGCAGGGCAAGGAGGUCCGGAUGGAUCUUCAGUGCUGCAGGGCUCAACUGUGGACAAGUGGGAACCAUGGCCCAGUCCAGGCUGGCCUGGCCCCACCCACCCGGUGUCCCGGAGUGGGGUUACUCCUUGUCAAAGAAUAGGUGCACUUUUCUUGCACAAAGGCACUGUAUGGCCAGAGCCCUACAACUCAAAGUGUGGCACUGGCAUCCAUGGGAACUUGUUAGAAAUGCAGAAUCCAGGACCCACCUUAGACCUCCAGAAUCAGAACCUGCAUUUCAACAAGAUCCCUGGGUAAUUCCUAGAAGCACUUUACCGUUUGAGAAGCCAGGGCCUAGGGCUGACCCAGGGGAUAUCCUUGGAGUAGAGGAUGGAGGUUCUCAGCCCUCCCCCUGCUACUCCAGGCCCCUCUCCCUAAACCAGCCCCAGGACACCCUGGGUCUCUUAGAUCUUUUCAGAGUCUGCGGGACUCUUGCAGCGAAGGGAGUGACCUGAAGUCACCAGAUGAGGGUUGGCUUUGCCUGGCCCUCGGGACACUGGCUCUCUGGUUACCCUCUGCACACCCAGUCCUGCUUCCCCAGGUCCUCACAUGAGGCUCUCUGAAGGGGUUGCUUCUGGAAGUUGUUUUCUACUCUGCUUGGGGAGUUUGCCCUUGCCUGUCUGGGAAGCUUGGGCAGUAAGAGAAGCCCCCAGAUCAGAGCCCACCGUGUAAAUGAGCCCUUAGCUUCAGUCUGCAAUAAAGAACGCAUUGGUUUCAUCUG